Frankliniella occidentalis (western flower thrips) is the source of this 1631-nucleotide messenger RNA. RefSeq names its product zinc finger protein 709-like. NCBI's taxonomy places the organism in Eukaryota, Metazoa, Arthropoda, Insecta, Thysanoptera, Thripidae. The record is from RefSeq and is a predicted model, not a curated record. Bases 106 to 1530 code for a protein of 474 amino acids. The transcript has 2 exons.
GCGACACGACGCCAGCGGGACGUGUUCGUCGAGGGCGGCUCCGUGACCUGUCCGUGACCGCGACCCCACAGUAACCGACCUCAGGUAUUUCUGACGGAUAUCAGCAUGCUGACUCAAUGCGAUGAUUGCGGCAAGAAAGCUGCAAAUCUCGCCAUUCACAUGAGAACCCACACGGAAGAAAAGCGAUUCGAGUGCAAUGUAUGCAACAAGAAAUUUGCAACGAAUGCCAAACGGGAAGUGCAUCUCAGAAUCCACACAGGGGAGAAGCCUUUCGACUGCACUAUGUGUGAUAAGAAAUUUUCGCAAAGGGGUAAUCUGAAAAAACAUUUUCGCAUUCACACAGGAAAAAAUCUAUUCGAGUGCAAUGUGUGCAACAAGAAAUUUGCAACAAAAAGCAUACGGGAAGUGCAUCUCAGAAUCCACACAGGCGAGAAGCCUUUCGACUGCACUACGUGUGAUAAGAAAUUUUCGCAAAGGGUUCAUCUGCAAAUACAUUUUCGUACCCACACCGGGGAGAAGCCCUUCGGGUGUACGUUGUGCGACAAGAAAUUCACCACUAGUGGAAAACUGCACUCACAUGUCAGAACCCACACAGGAGAAAAGCCAUUUCAAUGUGGUGUCUGCAGCAAGAGUUUUAGCAGAGGGGAACAUCUCCGAAUACAUGAACGUUCUCAUACCGGUGAGAAACCGUAUGCGUGUACGUUGUGCGACAAGAAAUUCUCGGUACCUAGCAGUCUGAAAACGCACAAUCGUAUCCACACAGGGCAGAGACCAUUCGAGUGUGACUUGUGCAACAAGAAGUUUUCAGCCAGUUGUCAUCUGCGCGUACACCGCCUUACCCACACAGGAGAAAAGGCAUUUGAGUGUACGCUCUGCGACAAGAAAUUUGUGACGGGUGUCAGUCUGCGAGUGCACCUCCGCAUCCACACGGGUGAGAAGCGUUAUGAUUGCGCAUUGUGUGACAAGAAGUUUGCGCAUUCUAGCGGUCUGCGUACUCACCUUCGCGUCCAUACGGGAGAGCAGCACUAUAAACACGAAUGCUCUGUAUGCAACAAGAAAUGUCAGACCAGUUCGAACCUCCGUGCACACAUCCGCACCCACACAGGAGAAAAGUCCUUCGAGUGCAGUGUGUGCAACAAGAAAUUUGGAGAAAGUGUACAACUUAAAAAUCAUUUCCGCACCCACACAGGAGAGAAGCCGUUCGAGUGUGUCGUGUGCAACAAGAAGUUUUCGCGAAGCAGUUAUUUGCUUAAACAUCAGCGAGCGCACUCGGGGGAGAGGCCUUACGAGUGCACCGAGUGCGACUACAAGUGUUCGGAGGCUCACGGUCUAGUUGUUCACCUCCGCACCCACACAAGAGAGAAGCCGUACGAGUGUGUCGUGUGCAACAAGAAAUUUGCGCAAACGAGUAAUUUGCGCACACAUCAGCGAACUCACACGGGAGAGAAGCCUUACAAGUGCACCGAGUGCGGCAAGACUUUCGCGCACCAGGGCAGCAUGAAAGUUCACCUUCGAAGGCAUUCAUUAUAGACACCGGGCCGUGGUUUGUGGCAUGACGCUCUUAAAAACGUGUAUGGUUCAUUGUUCGAUUAAAUUGUAUUUUAAUGAUUAAACUUAUUCUUAAACCAGUA